UGCCUGUAUGUCAAUUUAAGACCCAGACUGGAUUUUUUAGUGUGUGGCUGACAGUAGCAGGGAACUCAAGCGUGCCUGCCUACAUUCACUAAGCAACCGCUGUGUUGGAUUUUUGCGCACAAUCAGGUGAGGCGCCUGUUGGGACGCGCUUCUACCUGCGGACGCUGAGUUAGAUAUUUAUGGUCAUCUGGAUGUUUGUGCCACCAAGAAAAUCCAUACCUUUCUAUUCUCUUUCGGAGAUUGUUGAAGUGUAAGAAAACUUUUUAGGAGCCCUAACAACUUUGGUGUAAAUCGUUGGGAGUUUUAUUGGUAGCGGAUUAUUCCGGAGGAAACAUGUUUGAAAAACGCACCGUUAUAUUGGUGAAUCUCCUCGUCCUGGUGCGUGCGCUCCUGGCUCACGAGUGCACGCCCUGUAACCUCCGGACUUGUCCACUCAAAGUCGCGCGCGGCUGUGAGGGUGGCCGCAGCGUGGCCAGGGAUCCAUGCGGGUGCUGCGACCACUGCGCGCGGCUGGAGUGGGAGCCCUGCGGCGGGAAGGACUGGGCGCACGGAUACUGCGCCUUGGGGCUGACGUGCGCUACUGUCAACAGCACUGGAGCCGCCAUCAUACCUGAAAUUGGAGUUUGUAAAUUUCUCCCUGUCCAGCCAGAUGCAGGCCUUGAAGAUGAGCGCUGCCCUCAAAUCACUGGCUGCGACAAAGCAGGAGAUGAAUGCGUGUGCAGUGCUCGUAACUCUUGCUUGGAAACCUUUACCUAUCCAGACCAAGAGACCUGCAUGAAGGCCAGCAAGUCAGAGGGUCGAAGCCACGAGCAUAGGGAGAGACGCAAAGAGAAAUAUGUGGGACCGUCCAAUCCGACGUGCAUGUUCUCAGGGUGCAACCUGACAGCCAACGGCUGCAUGUGCAAGUCUCAGAGCUGCCACCACCACUUUGCAUACAUCAACCGCAGCCAGUGCGAGGAAGCAGCAGAGGAACUGAGGUGCGCCGGCGUGAUAUGUCCUGCUCUACAUCUGCCCUCUUGCCCCAUAGGGUCUGUGCUGACCAAGAGCUACACUCCCCCUGCUGGCUGCUGCCCCUCAGUACCACCUCAGUGCACGUGCGACUUCCGAUCCUGCAACAAAACCCACUGCCCAAGUGGCCAGCAUGCUGUUCUGAUUAAACAGGCCAGCGGCCGGCCAGGAGACUGCUGUGACGUCUUUGAGUGCCAGAAAGUUUCUCCAAAAUGCGUCUUCAGUGGGAAGGAGUUCUCAGAGGGAGAGGUGUACCGCAUGGACCCCUGCUGGCUGUGUCAGUGCCGUGGUGGAAUCUCCUUCUGCACCAAGGCUGAGUGUGCUGAGCUGGACUGUGAAAGGUUUUACAUUCCAGAGGGAGAGUGCUGCCCCGUCUGCAUAGAUGUUGAGUUGCAGUCAAUGGACAGCACUAAGGCCAGUUGCUGGAUGAAUAACAAGUUGCGAAUGCACGAGGAGCAGUGGAAAGAGGACGACUGUACAUUCUGCCAGUGUGUGGAUGGAGUACCACAUUGCACAGCCAUGGCCUGCAAACAGAGCUGCCAAAACCCUGUGAAGAUUCCCGGAGAGUGCUGUCCCUUUUGUGAAGAGCCAUCUUAUGAAACUGUAAGUCCCUUGCUAUGUCCACCGCUGGAAAACUGCUCCAUCUCAGGGUUUGAAUGUCCAUAUGGCUUCCAGCAAGACCAAAAUGGGUGUCUCCUCUGCCAGUGCCUUAACAAUAACUCCUGCCCCGACUUGGGAAAAUACUGUUCUCUUCAAUGUCCUAUGGGAUAUGAGAGGGACGAUCUGGGCUGCGAGGUGUGUGAGUGCAGCAUCCCUACUCCCAAGUGCCGACCCCUGACCUGCACAAAGACCUGCCCUUUUGGAUACGUGAGGAACAAGCAUGGCUGUGAAAUGUGUCGAUGUGUCAAAUGCCCCCCCUUUACCUGCGACAAGCACUGCAGCAAUGGCUAUCAACAAAACAGGAAGGGCUGCAACAUAUGCAUGUGUAAAGAAAGUGAUCAAGUCCUAAGCACGACUGUCCCAGCCCCUACAUCCAGUUUCUGCCUCACCUCCAAUGGGCGGCAGUAUGAGGAAGGAGAUAGCUGGCAUGAUGGCUGCCGUGACUGCUACUGCCACUCUGGACGGGAGAUGUGCGUGCUCAUUUCAUGCCCCAUGCCCAGCUGCUCUCAUCCUGUUGUCAAGUCUGACCAGUGUUGUCCUACAUGUGAAGACGAGUCUGGCAGUGGCCAGCCUGAGGGGAUGGACAUGGUGGUGUGCCGAGCACCUGGAGGGGAACUUUAUGUGGAGGGGGAGACUUGGAACCUGGAUGAAUGCACGCGUUGCACCUGCAGGAAGGGACGCGUCCUGUGUGACACUGAAGGUUGUCCACCAGCUCUCUGCCAAACCCCCAUCAGAAACAAGGACACCUGUUGCCAUGUGUGCCCAGCAGAAGAGACAGACAUCAACUUGCUGCCAGUGAACCGCAACCAGCAGCAGUUCUGCAUAACCAUUGAAGGAGACAUUCUUCAAGCUGGGGACUCGUGGAAGGCCAACGCUUGUACAAGCUGCACCUGCAUCAACGGCACCAUUCAGUGUUUCUCUCAGCGCUGUCCAGUAGCCAGCUGUAGGGUGCCAGUUUUACGCAAGGGCCAAUGCUGCCCAUAUUGCCUCGAAUCAACCACAUCAGCACCUGUCACUCUGUCAACCAGCAAACCAAAGGCAGGGGUCACCACCACAGGGCAGAGAGGACGUUGGAUUACGACUGUGACCAUCCCACUUGUCAUCACUGAUACAGACCAGCCGCGAUUGGCUGAAAACAACCCGGGCCAUAUGGAGAUGGCCCUUGUCUACCAAUCAGCAGCAUGGAUCCUUGCAGGGCUGCUUUUGGCCAUAGUCAUCUUUCUCAUUGUGGCUUUGAUCAUCAACAUGAAAAAGAAAUGGGUGCAGAUGUCCUGCUACAGCGCACCAAAGAAGACCGUGAUCCUGAAGAAACAUGUGAACAAGAAUUCUGUCAUCUACAUGGAGCCCUCAAAAGAGAACAAGUUUCAGAACAAGAGCAACUGUGGAAUCAUCCACUUUUCCCCUGAGAUGAGCUCGCCUCCCUGCAUGGAGAAGAUGAACAUCCCCAGGGCCAAGCUGAGCACGGGCAGUGACUGGAUGCCACGCUAAAAAGGGAUUUAUAACACCAUCUUAUGCAAAAAAUCCACAAUGUUGUC
Messenger RNA from Cyprinodon tularosa, 3203 nucleotides. It is a transcript of the gene crim1, whose product is annotated as cysteine rich transmembrane BMP regulator 1 (chordin-like). The coding region runs from base 334 to 3156 and encodes 940 amino acids. NCBI's taxonomy places the organism in Eukaryota, Metazoa, Chordata, Actinopteri, Cyprinodontiformes, Cyprinodontidae. Gene Ontology annotation, cellular component: extracellular region. The transcript is spliced from 15 exons. Gene Ontology annotation, molecular function: protein binding; serine-type endopeptidase inhibitor activity. The record is from RefSeq and is a predicted model, not a curated record.